Ostertagia ostertagi is the source of this 1143-nucleotide messenger RNA. The record is from the annotation of a GenBank genome assembly. NCBI's taxonomy places the organism in Eukaryota, Metazoa, Nematoda, Chromadorea, Rhabditida, Trichostrongylidae.
AUGUCGUAUUUUCUUCGAGAACUCUAUCCUCGUGACAUAUCGCCGUCGACGUCCAGCGCCCCGUCUCCUUCUCAGCUCGUCUCCGAUCAGUAUGCUCAGCUUAUCAAAAAAUACUAUCCAGUACGAACUAAGGGCAGUAUCUUACGGAUACCGCAGAUCGAAAGAGGCGGAAGAGUCUCAAAGAGGUGUGACGUGGGCCAAUUGCCGCAACUGUCCAACGAGCUCUCGACUGCCCUUCAUGUGGUCGGUCCUCCAUCCUCGUUUUCAACGAUUGCCAUUGCAAAAACAUUGUUGGCAAAAUAUGGCGAUCUGUUGGAAAAGAAGGAGACUGUAGAAGGUGGCGUGGACGACUCAAAUUACGUCGACAACGCUCGAGAACGAGUAGAUACCUGCGAUCACACCAAGGCUGACCAGUUGGUUUGCGUGGGCAUGUCGUGCGUGUUUGACAUUUUACGGCAACUCAGCCGACGGGAUCCAGAACUUUGCGUUCAAGCGCUCAACUCCCUAAUGACAUUGUUGCAGAAUUUACCAGUAGACUGCUUACGAAACGAGCCAAAACAGUCUGUCGAAUCAAUGAUGAAGGUUCUACGGGUUUUACGGGAAGAAGGGUCGCCAUCAGUCUGUUCUCGAGCGUCGAGUUGCUUAGCAGCUCUGGCGGUCUGUAGCGGACUUCCUGACCACCUGAUGGAUGCCGUCGAGGCGUUGAUCUGUACACAACGGAAUGAGCCCAAGAGCUUCGAUUCGUCGUAUGAUGAGCUUCAAGUGCCAGAGAAUCUGCAUCGAUUGAGCGUUAAAAUCCAGCACAAAGCCCACAAGGGAGCUGAAGUUGGGAGUAGCUCGUGGACGGAGCGGCCUCUAGAUGAGCAUAGAAUAUUGUGUAGUUUUGAUUUACCCACUCUGCCGAAUGACUCACCGUCUGAGACGCCAGACGAUGACAUGCGAUUGCAAGGAUCCAUAGCUUGCGACGGUGAGCUAGUUUUGAAACUUAAAAUUGUUUCAUUUUUCACUCCUCCUUUUUUACUGUGGAGAAACGUCCUUUGUUUCUCCUCAGUCCUCGCUUCAUUUCGAAGCCGCAUUUUUUUCGUAUGUGAUUGUAUAAGAACAAUGCCACACAUCCGCGGUCGCGGCAUGGUAUCGCUGUGA